Myxocyprinus asiaticus (Chinese sucker) is the source of this 1989-nucleotide messenger RNA. RefSeq lists its product as uncharacterized. Bases 171 to 1196 code for a protein of 341 amino acids. The record is from RefSeq and is a predicted model, not a curated record. The transcript has 3 exons. Lineage: Eukaryota; Metazoa; Chordata; Actinopteri; Cypriniformes; Catostomidae.
GGUCUUCGUGAAUCUCGGGGCGACGCUGAGACUGAGACCGCCUUCAACAUCAAAAUGAGACGGAGGAGAAUUAAACCAAUAAAAGAUGCCGAGGACUAUGUUAUCAAUGCCACUGAUAAGACCGACGUAUUGGAGGCUAAAUACAUAAAUUAUUAUAAAGUUUUUCUUAGAUGAGACCUGCAAUUCAUGAGGACUCGGAUGAUCUUUUUGACUCUGAAAAUUCCAGUGUAAGCAGUGAAGAUGACAAUACAGACAUUGAAGACGACAUCAGACGGAAACAUACACCAUUUACAAUGAGCGAACAACAUUCCACUUGUGCCACAACAUUCAAAAGAGCAAAAAACACCAGAGCUAGAGGGAAGAUUGCUGAGCACUCAGAUGUUUUUGAUUCGAGUGAAGAUGAGUUAUCUCAAGUCAGUGAGGAAGAGUACAUUCCUGACACAUCAGAAGAGAGCAGCACAUCAGAUAGUAGCACAAGCCUUACUGUUUCACCAAAAGUUAAAGGAACGUUCCAGACUUUGCCAGUCCAGUGCAGUUCAGCUGAGAACAGAAGCACAAACUACAAUCCUCAAAGCAGCGGUGACUUAGGGAGCUCCCAGAGCCAUGACGCAGCCUCAGUUCCUGACACAUCCUCCAUUCCUGACAGCACAAGUUCAGUGAUUAUCCCAGCUAUCAAUAAAAAGAGGGAUGGAGUAAGAAUGUAUAGCAAGAAACAACACUGCUUUUUUUGUGACAGUGCUUUUACGAAAAUUGCUAGACACCUAGAGCGCAAGCAUAGCAAUGAGGUAGAGGUAGCAAAGGCUCUAAGUCAUCCAAAGGGCUCCAAAGAAAGGCGAAUGCAGCUCGAGUAUCUACGUAACAAAGGUAACUUUGCUCACAAUGCUACUGUUAUUAAUACAGGUGCAGGAAAGAUGAUUCCACGGAAACUGCCUAAGAAUAAUUUGGAUGGGGAAAGAUUUAUUCACUGCAUUUACUGCCAAGGACACUUCUUAAAGAAAACCCUAUGGCGACAUGUGAAGGUUUGCAAAUUUAAGCCUUCUGACAUGAAACCUAAACCUGGAAAAACCCGUGUGCAGGCUCUUUGUAGCUUUGCACAGCCUCCCCCACCAGGAGUAACUCAUGGUGUUUGGAAGCUGUUAAAUGCUAUGAACCAAGACCAAGUGGCUAGUGAAGCUAGAAAUGACUGGUGCAUUUAAGAGCUGGGAAAGCAUCUUUACAACAAGUAUGGAUCAAGAGUUAAAAUGCAUGAAUACAUCUGUCAAAAGAUGAGAGAGCUGGGAAGACUCCUUAUAUGUACUAGAGAGGUGUCACCCCUUACAUCUAUUAAAGUGCUCAUCCAUCCCACAAACUUUAUGCAUGCAGUUAAUGCAGUUAAAAGAACAGCUGGAUACAUUGAAGAUGUUGUGUGAAACUUGGACAUAGUCUGAACAAAAUCGCAAUGCUUAUUGAGAGCCAUUCUACCAUCAAUGGAGACAAAGCAACAGCAAAAGUUGCGAACAGCUUCCAACAGCUGUAUCAGACCCGAUGGCCCGAGUACAUUUCUUCAACAGCCCGGCGAACACUGGAGGAAGCCAAGUGGAAUUCCCCAGAUUUGCUCCCUUUCACUGAAGAUGUUAAACGUCUUCGUGUGUAUCUUGAUGAGCAAGAGAAAAUUUACCGCAAACUCUUGUCAACACAGCCAUCAUCUCAGCAUUGGUCAAAAUUGGCCAAGGUUACAGUAAUUCAGGUUAUGCUUUUUAAUCGUAGACGAGAAGGGGAAGUGUAACAAAUGCCUUUGUCCACAUACACCUCCAGCAACAUCAGACGCUCAUGCGGAUAUUAGGAUGGCCCUCACAGAGUUGGAAAAUAAACUGUGUCAAUACUUCAAGCAUAUAGAGAUCAGAGGCAAAAGAGGCAGAAAGGUUCCAGUACUUGUUACUCCUUCAAUGCAAGAGUCGAUCAGCCUGCUAAUUAAAAACCAAAGUUUUUCUCUUUUCACGUCCGUCUGCA